AUGCCUUCGUUCAAUGGAAAAUUCGAAGAAUGGCUUUCUUUUAAGAACGCGUUUAUUAAUUUAAUCGGGUUGCAAUCCGAUUUAUCGGAUCUAGACAAACUUCACUACUUGACGACCGCAUUGAAAGGCGAGGCGGCCAAUAAAAUCAAGAUUUUUGCGAACGAUAAAAUAGACUAUGCUACUGCAUGGAAUUUUCUAGAACGAUCAUAUGAGGUAAAGCGCAUAUUAAUAGUACGGCAUCUCGCGUCUAUAGUCAACCUUCCGGUGUUAGACAAAGAGAAUACGAGCGGUUUAAUGAAACUCGCGGAUGAUGCUCAACAGCAUCUUGCAGCGUUAAAGUCUUUAGGGGUCACAGUCGGUUCUGAAAUGGUAGUAUAUCUUUUAGAGAGUAAAUUGCCGAGACACACGAUGGACAAGUGGGAAGCGUUAAUUGAGAAAGAUGAAUUUCCCACACUCGAGCAAAUGUGUGAUUUUUUAUAUAGGACCGCGGUUUGCGCGUCGAGACGCGAGAAACCGAGAUUAUGCGAAUCCGAACGAAACAAGGAUACACCCCCGGCGAAAAAGGCACGAGUAUCUCCCUCGAAUCGGGCGUUCGUAGUAAACGCGUCGCGUAACUGCAUCGUAUGCAAGGAUAAGAAACAUCCACUUUAUCUUUGUCAUAAAUUUAAGCAAAUGUCUGUGCCGGAUCGCAUCGAGACGACGCGACUCGGCUGGAUAGUCGCUGGAAAUCCGUCCGCGCUGAACUCUUCGAAAUUCCCGACAUGUCACUUAACGAGCUUAGAACGGCAAUUAACCAAAUUUUGGGAAAUCGAGGAGAUAACGACGGACAAAUCAAUGUCGGAACAAGACGCGCGAUGCGAAGCGUAUUUUUCAGAGGCCGUAUCUCGCGAUAACAACGGGCGUUACGUGGUACGAUUGCCAUUUCGCAAGGAUAACGUGCGUCUGGGCGAUUCACGGGCCCUUGCUCUUAAACGAUUGUUAUCCCUAGAACGAAGAUUCAAUAUAAAUGAAUCAUUUAAAACCGGAUAUGUUAGGGCAAUCGAGGAAUAUAUGGCGCUAGGAUACAUAUCUCGAGUAGAAAAUCCCGGCAGCGACGGCUAUUACAUGCCUCACCACGCGGUGGUAAAGGAAACCAGGCCCACUAUUCAAGACAAGCUGUUCGUGCAUUUGAUUCGUUUCCGUACUUAUAAUUACGUUCUUACAGCCGACAUUGAAAAAAUGUAUUGUCAGGUGCAAUUACACGAAAACGACCGACGCUAUCAAAGAAUACUAUGGCGCGUAAACGAAGAGAUCGAGACCUUUCAAUUUAAUACUCUUGCUUUCGGUGUCGCCUCAUCCCCCUUCUUAGCAAUACGCGCGAUUCACCAAUUAGCAGACGACGAACAUCAUGUCUAUCCUCGAGCUGCGGCAAUUCUCAAGCGGCAUUUAUACGUAGACGAUCUGUUGACAGGCGCGGACACUAUCGAACAAGCGCGAAUGAUUAAAGAUGAAGUGAUCGCGCUAUUGAACCGCGGCGGAUUCGUCAUAAGACAAUGGGCGUCUAACGACGAACGAGUCGUUAAUGAUCUGACUACUAAUGCACUGCACGCGAAUUUCAUAUUGAAUAUCGAUCGUUCCUUAAAAACGUUAAGAAUAACAUGGAAGGCGCGCGAGGACAAGAUAUGCUAUUCGGCACACUCCAUUGAAAUACCGGGAAGACUAACGAAACGGAACAUUCUAUCGAAAAUCGCGAAAAUAUUUGAUCCAAUGGGCUUGCUGGGCCCCGUGGUCUUAUACGCGAAGAAACUAAUGCAGGACGUGUGGAAACGUAAGCUUCAGUGGGACGAAUCCGUCCCGCAGGAUUUACACACCGCAUGGACGGAAUUCGCUCAACAGCUGGCGUCGAUAAAUCAAGUUUCCGUCGAUCGCAGGUUAUUCGCGGAGGGUUACCGUGAUAUUCAGAUACACGGAUUUUGCGAUGCCAGCAAUGUCGGUUACGGGGCCUGUCUUUACGCACGAUCGACAGGGGAAAGCGGAGAAACGACGAUUAAAUUAAUUUGUGCAAAAUCGCGAGUAGCACCGUUAAAAACUAUAACGAUCCCUCGACUAGAGCUGAGUGGCGCAUUGUUACUCGCGCGAUUGUAUAUCGAAGCGAGUGGUGCGCUGAGCAUCAUACCUAGUAGAGUCAUAUUUUGGUGUGAUUCAACAAUCGUAUUACACUGGUUGAAAACGUCACCUCACUUAUUAAAACCCUACGUAGCAAAUCGAGUCGCGGAAAUCCAAGAAAUUACCGGUCCGUGCGAAUGGCGACACGUAGGAUCGCAAGACAAUCCCGCCGACGCAAUCUCUAGAGGGCAAUUACCUCACUGCUUUUUGCAAAAUAAAAUGUGGUUUGAAGGACCUUCGUGGUUGAAUCGAGAAGAAGGAGAAUGGCCGUAUUUAGUGACGCAAUCCAUAGAGGUACCUGAGUUAAAGCGAAGCGCAUCUUACUGUUGUCGAUGGCGGCCCGGUAAUAGACACAUUGGCACACUAAAGACAACAGAAUUAAACGAGGCUGAGACGCGAGUUUUGAAGCUUCUCCAAUCCACGCAAUUUUCAAACGAAAUUAAACUGCUUAGAGAAAAUAAGCAAUUGCCAAGCAACAGCAAAAUUGUCAAGUUGAACCCUUUUUUAGAUAAUGACGGGCUAAUCCGAGUAGGAGGGCGGUUACGAUUGUCACAUUUAACAUUCCCACAAAAACAUCCAGUUUUAUUGCCUAGUCGACAUAAUUUAGUUGAUAGCAUUAUUCGAGAAAUCCACACGAGACAACAUCAUACGGGAAUUCAGACUACGCUAUAUAACCUUAGACAAAAAUUCUGGCUGCUCGACGGUAAAAACCAAGUGCGAAAGGUCGUGCGGGCAUGCACGCGUUGCUUCCGUUUCCGUGCAAGUACAACCGAAUAUAAAAUGGGAAAUCUCCCCACGGUGCGCGUGCGUGAGGCAACACCUUUCGCGAACACGGGCAUAGAUUUCUGCGGUCCUUUCUUCAUUAAGGAAAGGAAACAUCGCAAUAGAACGAAACUUAAGGUAUACGUGUGCGUAUUUAUAUGCAUGACAAUUAAAGCUGUUCAUCUCGAGCUCGUGAGCGAUUUGUCCUCCGAUGGAUUUCUCGCGGCAUUAAGAAGAUUUAUAGCAAGACGAGGGAUGCCGGAACAUCUUUAUUCCGAUAAUGGAACCAAUUUCGUCGGAGCUAACAAUCAAUUGAAAGAAAUGUACGCGCUUUUUAAUUCCGAACCUCAUCAAAUUCUCGUAAAUCAGUUCGCAAGCCAGCAUCGUAUAGUUUGGCAUUUUAUACCGCCCGCCGCGCCACAUUUUGGCGGAUUGUGGGAGUCGACGGUGAAGCUCUUCAAGCAUCACGUCAAACGCGUUGUAGGGGACUCUUUGUUCACCUUUGAAGAGUUAAAUACAUUUAUAACCGAAGUCGAGGGCAUUCUCAACUCUAGGCCAAUUACGACACUUUCUUCUGAUCCGAAUGACCUUUCGGCAUUGACGCCGGCUCACUAUCUUCUCGGCAAGCCAUUAACAGCACUUCCAGAGGGUAACGUUAGCUCUAUUCCAGUAAAUCGAUUGUCUGCAUGGCAACACAUUGCAAAGGUCCGACAAGAUUUUUGGGCCCGUUGGCAUCUGGAAUAUCUUAACGAGCUUCAAAAACGCAGUAAAUGGUUCAAAGACGGACCAAAACUUGAGGCCGGAACAAUUGUACUUAUAAAAAAUAAAGGACUGCCGUGCACACAAUGGGCGCUAGGCAAAAUCACAGCCUUGCAUCCUGGUGACGAUGGAGUCGCACGGGUCGCCACCAUAAAAACGGCAAAUGGAGAAUUAAAACGCUCCACUAGACUGCUCUGUCCAUUGCCAGUCGAAUAA
Messenger RNA from Solenopsis invicta (red fire ant), 3882 nucleotides. RefSeq lists its product as uncharacterized. Gene Ontology annotation, molecular function: nucleic acid binding. Gene Ontology annotation, biological process: DNA integration. Bases 1 to 3882 code for a protein of 1293 amino acids. The transcript has 4 exons. NCBI's taxonomy places the organism in Eukaryota, Metazoa, Arthropoda, Insecta, Hymenoptera, Formicidae. The record is from RefSeq and is a predicted model, not a curated record.